CUCCUCUGCCGCGUCAUCUGCGCUGGCAUCAACCCGUGCGACGCCAAGUUUCAGAUAGGCGACAAGGUCCCGCACUGGGCGCGGGACGUGGCGAGGAUGGCGAUGGAGGGACGAGCCGUCGGCUUCGACUUCUCCGGGGUCGUAGUAGACGCUCCUCCUGGCUGCCCUGGCUUCAGCAUCGGGGACUCUGUCUUCGGGACGCUGCCGUCGGGCGCGGGGACUUUGACCCACUACGUGCAGGCGCCCAUGGACCAGAUUGCGAAGAAGCCGACGAGCUUGUCGUUUGCUGAGGCAGGUGCGCUGCCGAUUGUCGGGCUGACGGCGAUGCAGGCACUGGUGUUUGACAACCACCUGUCAAAGUCACAGAGGCUGCUGGUGAUAGGGGGGAGUGGGGGCGUCGGACAUGUUGCCAUCCAAAUCGCCAGGGCGAUCGGCGCGCAAGUGACCAGCGUCUGCGGGCCGAGGAACUCAAAGUUUGUCGAGGCUCUGGGAGCUGAGAACAUCAUCGACUACACGAAAGGGAGCGAUUUCAUCCUGUCCGAGCUCAAGAGGCUCACGAGCCUAGAGGGGCCCUUUGACCUCUGUCUCGACACCGUCUCGAGCAACGAGGAGCAGGACGCGGUAUACCAGUACAGGAGGCUGAUUAUGGCCAACAAUGACGGCCGUCGCCUUGUUCGUGGCAAGUACAUCACGAUCGGAGGAAGCACGUCAGAGUGGGCUCGAGCCCUGGUGAAGAAGCUGGUUGGGAUGAACCUGUUCGGGCAGCAGGAGCUGUUCUGGGUCUCUUUUCCCGGCAGCCGGAGAGCUCUAGAGCAGCUGAAGGCAUUGACUGAGGCCCAGCAGCUGCGUCCCACCGUGAGUGAGAUCUUUCCCUUCGAGGAGGAGGCAGUGCAAACAGCGUUCGAGAGGCUGCACAGCAGGAGGACGGUGGGGAAGCUUGUUGUUCAAGUGUCUCCCAAC
Messenger RNA from Guillardia theta CCMP2712, 960 nucleotides. RefSeq lists its product as hypothetical. The transcript has a single exon. The annotation marks the transcript as partial. Lineage: Eukaryota; Cryptophyceae; Pyrenomonadales; Geminigeraceae. The record is from RefSeq and is a predicted model, not a curated record. Gene Ontology annotation, molecular function: oxidoreductase activity; zinc ion binding.